AUGCACGCCCAGCCGAGCAGCGAAGUGGGCAUUGGCAUGGCGUUGCACUUCAUUGGGGAACGUUCCUUGUGGAGUAGCGAGACGAAAAAGCCCUUCGUUCCCCGCCGUAAUGACUCCCCUUUUUUCACCAGGAUAAAGGGACGACGUGGCCAUCGCCAUUUUCCGUUGCAUCCUAUGACUUUUGCAGCUCUGGCUGUUGUCGCAACGGCUUACUUACUGCUGCGUUGCUCCGUGCAGUUCGGGGACUCAAAGAAGCCUAAGGGCAUAACGCGGUUACUUUCUGCUGCUGAAGAUGAGGGGAGAGACCCUGCGGGGCCCUGUGCUCCCGCAGGGGUCGAAGAGCGCGCACUUAUUGCAGUAGGAGGCGAACUUCUUGGCGAAGAACAAGUGCUUGACCGCGCCAAACGUUACGCAUCGGGCUUGGCAAAGGUUGUGCAAGAGAGCAGAAGUGCGUUUCUUCAGCUGCCUACGCCCCUGUCUGUGAAGGGCUUCACGAACAUGUUGCGUUUGAGCGUUUUGGAGAUGGCUGCGCUGUGUUCAUUGCUGGAACCGAUAAGGAGGCAGUCUCUAUUGCAGGCAGUGGACAGCAUCAAAUCGGAACUGAUUUUGUUUCGUUCCCUCUUAGCAAGCAAGAGGAAAGUCCGCGCCAGUGUGCGCCACAUCGACUGCCUGCAUGAAUUCCUACAGGAGUUGCCGAAAAUGGACUUUGAGGGGACCUCCAUGUCUCCUGCCGACCGUCUGUUGAAGCUUGCCCAGCUGGUUUCGUUGCAGCAGGCAGCACUGGCACAGGUGCAGCACUGUGUGCGUCUGCUGGCAGUUUGUUGCCGAAAAAGGACGGGGUCACCCCCAGAAGACACUGCUGUGGAGUAUGUGGGUGCGUUGCACACGACAAGCGAACUGCGCAGGAGACAUGUAUUUCAAGAUAUUUUGCUCAGCAGGUGGCUACGCCAAAAACACAGUGAAGGCUCGCACUUCGGGCUGGCUGCGCCUAGAGUAAUUCAAACGAUUACGGAAACUCCUCAAAAGCCCCACGACGAGCUUCUAAAGGAGCUCCUCAAUACGCCUUUGGGCCUACGGUAUCAGCAGAAGAGUUCUGGUGCACUUGAGCAAGCUGGUAUCGAAGCGGGCGCGCAGGGGCUGGGGACUCCUCUGGCAACGGAAGCUCGUGCUGGACAAUCGGAGACCCCAAGCCCGCCAAAGAGCUUGGGCUCUCCUGAAGGAUUUGCGGAGCCUGGUCAACCUGCAGAGGCUGUCAGCUCCGUGAGUUUUGGCACAUCGGCAAGGACCGCUGAGCGUCCCUGGCCGUCUGAAUCCCCACUGCCUCAAGUGACCCGCCAACUGGAAACCCAUCGCACAGCUCUCACCAAUGCAUCAGCAGAACCUCCAGCGUCCUCAACUUCUACUUGGGCAAUUGGCGACGCUGGGGAAGCCACCAUGGGGCCAAUGCCACAAGCGCAACCACCGAACGUCCCUCAUACCUGGGUAGGCGGUGCAUCAGAAGAGCAGACCGGCUUGCAGGCAAUAGAUGAGACUCGGCCAGCCGACCUAGCAAAUCAGGGCCGUCCGGGUAACCAUGCACCCGGGCCUCCGGGUAACCAUGCACCCGGGCCUCCUGUCCUGCUGCCCAUGUUUCCAAGCGUGCCAGGUGGCGCUUUUCCGCAGAUGCAAUCUAGCGCUCAGCAGUAUUCUUCCGGCGAAAGCCCGUUUGACGUUUCUCGUGCUUUCGACAUAUGGAGUUUCGACGACCCAUCAACCGGACAAGCAGCCAUGCAAUAUUUGCUUGGGGGUCUUGGUAUGCCUGUGGAUCUCCCUGUAGCAAGCUCAAGCUGGAGGCUGCCUGCUCCGCAGUCGGGUGUUUCUUCACAAGGGCACCGGGGUUCCGAAAGGCCAUGGCCACCAUUCAGAGGGGUGGCUGUAGGAGAGCCAGUAGAAGAGAUGAAUGAUGAGUACUCAGCACCAGCAGCGCACGUAGCAGUAACUCUCUUCUCGUCAACUUCUGUAGAUUUAAGUGGAGGCCUACACCAACCCAACGCGGCGAGCCGCUAG
Molecule: messenger RNA, 2046 nt
Organism: Eimeria acervulina
Lineage: Eukaryota; Apicomplexa; Conoidasida; Eucoccidiorida; Eimeriidae
Exons: 2
Coding region: 1-2046 (681 amino acids)
Source: RefSeq, a predicted model, not a curated record